Molecule: messenger RNA, 240 nt
Organism: Ascochyta rabiei
Lineage: Eukaryota; Fungi; Ascomycota; Dothideomycetes; Pleosporales; Didymellaceae
Exons: 1
Coding region: 1-240 (79 amino acids)
Source: RefSeq, a predicted model, not a curated record
AUGAGCGGCGGGAUGGGCCGUGGUCACCACGGCGGCAUGGAGAGCAGCAUGCGUGGCCAGCAACAUCACGGGGGCGGUGGUAUGGGCGGCCCAGGUGGUCAAGGAGCCUUUGGCGGCCUCGGUGGACACCAAGGUGGCUUUGGAAGUAGCAUUGGCGGGGGGCACGGCGGCCACUAUGGAAGUGGAGGUACGGGCGGUGGCAUGGGAGCAAACCGAGGGGGCCCGGGAGGGAGGUGGUAG